AUGACUAGAGGACUUAUAAAUGCAUUGGAACCGCAUCUUCCUCUGCGAAGAAGUCCUCUGGCAAUUCCAAAUGAGUUGAAGGUACUGUGCGCCCUGAAUUUCUAUGCUCAGGGUAGCUAUCAAAAGGCUGUUGGUGUAGACUGUAGGUUGAGCAUAGCUCAAUCUACAGUUAGUACGUUUUUACAAGAAGUUACGUGUGCCAUCAAUGAUCAUCUUUUAAUUAAGGCAAUGGAUACAUUUUCCAACGACAGCACAAGAGAUCCAACAAGUUGUUCAGAGAUAUGUGAUACGGAUUUGUAUAUUCUGAAUAUAUUAGCAAGAUAUCCAGGAUCUACCCAUGAUUCCUUUGUAUGGAGAAAUUCAUACGUUAGACAUCUUCUACAAAUGCAACAUGCACAUAAUAAUCAUUGUUGGUUAUUUGGAGAUUCUGGAUAUCCGUUAGAACCGUGGCUGUUAACUCCGUUUCCUGAAGUGCAGCCAGUUAGAUAUCGUACUCUAGAAUAUGCUCCAGAAAAAGCAGGUCAAAUAAUAAAUGCCUGUGCAGUACUGCACAAUAUGUGCAUACGUGCAAAUAUACCUCUUCCUCCAGAACCUGAAGAGGCAAUUAUGGCUAUGGAAGAUGACAUGAAUAAUGGAGAAAUACAGCCAGUACCGGAAGGCCGAGCUAUAUUUAAUGAAGGCCAGAGAAUGCGCAAUCAUCUUGCCACUCGAUUAGCAAAUGAUUAA
Messenger RNA from Cyphomyrmex costatus, 726 nucleotides. Its product is annotated as putative nuclease HARBI1. The record is from RefSeq and is a predicted model, not a curated record. The coding region runs from base 1 to 726 and encodes 241 amino acids. The transcript has 5 exons. NCBI's taxonomy places the organism in Eukaryota, Metazoa, Arthropoda, Insecta, Hymenoptera, Formicidae.